CCACCCCUGGUCAGUGAAUCAGUGUAUCAGUGCGAGGCUAAUUAGGAGGAAGAAAGCCAUCUUGGAUAUCAUCAAUACGUUUGUAGUAUUCCACUUUCAAAAUGAGCUUUUUUGGAUUCGGCCAAUCUGCCGAAGUGGAAAUUCAGCUGUCUAACUCCGCAAACCGUAAGCAAGUAGACGUGAAGAACGAAGACGGGAAAAAAGAGAGACUGUUUUUGUACUAUGACGGGGAAACCGUAUCUGGCAAGGUGAAUGUCAAUUUAAAAGUCCCUGGAAAGAAACUGGAACAUCAUGGUAUAAAGAUAGAGUUUGUUGGACAAAUAGAGCUUUUUUAUGAUCGUGGAAAUCACCAUGAAUUCACUUCAUUGGUCCGAGAUUUAGCACGGCCUGGUGAAUUGACACAGAGUGAGACCUAUGAUUUUGAGUUUGUUAAUGUGGAGAAGCCUUAUGAGACGUACACUGGAGCAAAUGUCAGACUAAGAUAUUUUCUUCGUGUGUCUGUGGUCAGAAGAAUCAGUGACAUAUCCAAAGAACUUGAUCUUGCUGUCCAUACCUUGUCAAGUUUUCCUGAAAUGAACAAUAGCAUCAAAAUGGAAGUUGGCAUUGAGGACUGUUUGCACAUAGAGUUUGAAUACAACAAAUCAAAAUACCACUUAAAAGAUGUGAUUGUGGGAAAAAUCUACUUCCUGCUUGUGCGCAUAAAGAUCAAACACAUGGAGUUAGCAAUUAUCAAAAGAGAGACAACUGGAACAGGUCCCAAUACUUAUAAUGAAAAUGAAACAAUUGCAAAGUAUGAGAUCAUGGAUGGAGCACCUGUGCGAGGAGAGUCCAUUCCAAUCCGGCUAUUCUUGGCAGGUUAUGAGCUGACGCCAACCUUCAAAGAUGUCAACAAGAAGUUUUCUGUGCGGUACUUCUUAAAUCUUGUCCUUGUUGAUGAAGAGGAAAGAAGAUACUUCAAACAACAGGAAAUUGUACUGUGGAGAAAAGGAGACUUGAAGAAAAAGCCUGGCAUCUUAACAGAGAAACUGAAGCACUCAAGAGAAGAGAGCAAGCCAGAAGAUACGGAGGAGUAAACUGGAAAUAUUCAAUGCAUAGAGCCCCAUGUAUAUGAUAUAUAGAGUAUAAGGAGUAUUCUAUACAGUGUUCAAUGACUGUCUUUGCCAACACAAUUUGAAAAGACGCUUUUUCCUGGUAAUCUACCAAUGACAAACUGUAAAUCGAUUCUCUUUUAUAAUGAGGAAGAAAGCAUUUUACUGAUGCAUGCAAAUAUUAUUUGGCAAAUAUGUAACACUUAAUCAAAAACAAAUAGAUUCUAGUAUCU
Pocillopora verrucosa is the source of this 1321-nucleotide messenger RNA. RefSeq names its product vacuolar protein sorting-associated protein 26B-like. NCBI's taxonomy places the organism in Eukaryota, Metazoa, Cnidaria, Anthozoa, Scleractinia, Pocilloporidae. The record is from RefSeq and is a predicted model, not a curated record. Gene Ontology annotation, cellular component: retromer complex; endosome. Gene Ontology annotation, biological process: intracellular protein transport; retrograde transport, endosome to Golgi.